AUGUCAGGGUAUGGAUCUUCUGGACAAGUACAACUGAAUUACGCUGAAUUUGCCGAAAAUUAUAUGGCUCAUUUUGCAAUUCCUGCGCUUAAUACAUGCCUCCAUGUCCUUGAUGGAUACCGAAGUGGUAGUUAUGUGUCUCCACGAGUUUUGCAUUCAUUGCUCCAGUACAUCGAUACGGCCGUUUCGCAGUCACGUACGUGGAAAAUUAUCAAACCGCAUUGUCAGGUGAAUCGUAAACAUUCCUCUCUCAUUUAUGUGUUCUAA
This is a messenger RNA of Gongylonema pulchrum, 267 nucleotides long. The record is from the annotation of a GenBank genome assembly. Lineage: Eukaryota; Metazoa; Nematoda; Chromadorea; Rhabditida; Gongylonematidae.